Messenger RNA from Sus scrofa (pig), 7200 nucleotides. The record is from RefSeq and is a predicted model, not a curated record. NCBI's taxonomy places the organism in Eukaryota, Metazoa, Chordata, Mammalia, Artiodactyla, Suidae.
GCGUUCCCAAUGUGGCACAAUGGAUCAGUGGCAUCUUGGUAGUGCUGGGACACAGGAUUGAUCCCUAGCCUGGCACAGAGGGUUAAGGAUCCAGUGUUGCAGCUGCGGCUUAGGUGGCAACUGUGGCUCAGAUGUGAUCCCUGGCCCAGGAACUCCAUAUGCCUCUGGGCGGCCAAAAAAUAAAAAUUGACAGAAAAAAUUUUCAAUAGGAACAUUGGUAAACUUUAAGAAAUCAUUUGUCUGGAGUUCCUGUUGUGGUGCAGUGGAUAUCCGACGAGUAUCCACGAGGAUGCAGGUUUGAUCCCUGGCCUUGUUCAGUAGGUCGGGGAUCUGAUGUUGCCAUAAGCUGUGGUGUAGGCCAGCAGCUGUAGCUCUAGUUUGACCCCUAGCCUGGGAACUUCCAUAUGCCAUGGGUGCGGCCCUAAGAAGAAAAAAAAAAAAAAUCACUUGUCUUCAAAUUAUUUCAGUGAGGAGCUCCCAUUGUGGCACAGUGGAAGCCAAUCCAACUAUGAACCAUGAGGUUGCGGGUUCAUCCCUGGCCUUGCUCAGUGGGUUAAGGAUCCGGUGUUGCUGUGAGCUGUGGUGUAGGUCACAGACACGGCUCAAAUCUGGCAUUGCCGUGGCUGUGGUGUAGGCUGGUGGCUAUAGCUCUAGUUAGACCCUUAGUCUGGGAACCUCCAUAUGCCACAGAAGUGGCCCUAAAAAGCAAAAAAAAAAAAAAAAAAUAUUUCAGUGAUUAGACUCUAGAAGCCAUGCUGUCUUUUUCUGUACUAAUUUAUUAUAAACUGAGAAAUGUGAAUUGAAGAAAUAAAAUAUUCUUCAAUCCUCUAUUGUUUCUGAAUAAAGCUACGUGGAAGGUGAAGAUGGUAUUAGUUGAAAUGACUAGUUAUGUAUAUUUAGGAUUUUUUUUUUGUAGUUAAAAUAAUAUCUUUAGCUCCUAUUAUCUAAACAUUUAAUAUUUAAACUGAUUAUAAAAUCAAAAAGGAUUCAUGCUUCUAUAAAAAUAAUUUUUCUGUACUUAUUAUUGAAGUAUAAUAUCCCAAAUAAAGAAACUUUAUAAAGUUAUCAAAAACAAAUUGUAAUGUCAUUAGAAUAUUUACUUAAUUCUGGCUUAUGGCUCCCUAAAAUAAAAUGCCAUACUUCCCUCAAAUAUAUUAUUAAGCACAAAAGCUUUGGUGCUGUUAACUUCGAUGAACAAAAUAAUAGAGUUUUAUGAUUUGGUUGAAACAAUUAAAAUCAUUUCUUUAAAGUGCAUUGUAACUUGUCCUUCAGUUCGAGAUGAACAACCUCUACUCCAGCAUGAGAAUGAGACCUUGUAGGAGUUCCCAUUGUGGCACAGGGGAAACCAAUCCGACUAGUAAUCAUGAGGUUGCAGUUCAAUCCCUGGCCUUGCUCAGUGGGUUAAGGAUCUGGCAUUGCUGUGAGCUGUGGUGUAGCUUGCAGAUGUGGCUUGAUUCGACCCCUAGCCUGGGAACCUCCAUAUACAGCCCUAAAAAGCAAAAAGAAGACUCUGACUCUCUGCAAUUUUAUUUUAAUAAAGGGAAGAGAAUUGUGUUUUCAUGGAAUAAUCUCAUCAAUAUUUGAGUAGUAAAUUAAAAAAAAAAUACAAACAUUAAUUUCAUAUCUUUGUUGAAAAUACAGCAGUCGUAAAGAAGUUUUAGAAGAAAAAGUACAUGUUCCUAACUCAAGUUCUUGUUCCCUUCAAAAUUUCUGCCACACAUGCACAUACCUAUACAUCAACUAAGCAGUGAUUUACGUGAUUUCUAAACAGUGUUUUUAUUUUUACUUUUAAAAACACUAUUCAUUUACAUCUCUGCUCCAUUUUCCCUACAGGUUGCCAUUACUUUUCUCUUUCCACACACUAUUUUGGUCAUGAUAAUUAUUUUAACUUUUUUUUUUUUUUCUUUUUUGGCUGCCCCAUGGCAGAUGGAGUUCCCACGCCAGGGAUCAGAUUCAAGCUGCAGUUGUGACCUAUGCUGCAGCAGUGGCAAUGCAGGAUCUUUAACCCACUGCUUGGCCGGUGAUUGAAUCUGCAUCCCAGGUCCCUUCAGAGAAGUCUCCUAACCCGUUGUUCCACAGCAGGAGCUCCUGUCAUAAUUAUUUACAGGGGUGACAAUUGCUCUUGCGGACACCCUUCCCCCUGUAAACAAAAAAAAACAAAAAAAAAACCCCACAUUCAUCUCAAACAAACUUGGAUGAAGAAAGUUCAAUGUAAAGUGAUUGUGUAAUGGAUUUUCAACUCCUAUAAGUGGUAGAGGAGACAACUCAGUCUGAAAAAGUAAAUAUAGGAGUAUAAUGUCUCUUAAGUACUAUGUAGUUUAAUAAUGAUCACAUUGAUUCAUUACCCUAUUGUAUCUAAUUGCAAUGAGUAUGUUUGAAUAUGUAAUUUUUUCCCUUGAAUUAUUUUCUAAGGACAGACUUCUAGGUAUGAUAUUUACAGUGCUUCCAGUCAUUUUUAAUAACCGUUCCAAAUGUUUGAAUUAUUUACACUGCUCAUCUUACCAAAAUCUAGCUAGAUUGUUUUACUAUUUAAAGUCUUAAAAUUAUAAUUGAUUCCUUAUUAACUUCCAAGUUGAGGUGAAUUCUUGGAUUGCAAUUUUACUACUAUAACUAUUUUUUGUGAUUAUGAUAUUUGAAAAAAAUAUGAAAUUACCCUUCUGUGUGUGAAGAGCUAGAUUUCUUUCCGAUUGUUACUAUGUAGUACAUUUAUCAGAAUGUGAAAGAAAGAUCUAGUCUUUGGGUUCUAACAUCAUUUAAUAUGUUGGAGUUUCUGUUGUGGCUCAGUGGGUUACAAACCUGACUAGUGUUCAUGAGGAUGAAGGUUCGAUUCCUGGCCUUGGUCAGUGGGUUAAAGAUCCAGCGUUGCCCUGAGCUGUGGUGUAGGUCACAGACAUGCCUCGGAUCCCCCCCGUUGCUCUGGCGUAGGCUAGCAGCUGCAGCUCUCAUUGAUCCCCUAGCCUGGGAACUUACAAAAUCAUUAAAUGUCCACUCAUGACAAUAUUUCUACCUCUCUGAAAAUGAUUGAAUCAGAUAAGAAUCUACUUUUUAAAAAAUUCUCAACAUUACCCACCAGAACAAUUCAGACUUUUCAUAGACAGUAAUACCAGUGUUCUUCAAUAAUGAAUAUUUAAAGGAACUGUCUUGGAAAUUAAUUCCAGAAUGGAUUAUCUUUAUUAUAUUUUUACUCUACUCUCGAUAUUGAUCCUUGCAAUGGAUUCCAACUUGCAAUAUGCUUUAAAGAAAAAAAGUAGGCAUCUUAUGGUGAUUUUGGAUAUUAGCAUUUUUCCGUAAGGUUUUUCAAUUUGAAAGUUUAUCUUUUGACAUUGAGUAUUCCUUGGUGGGACUAAAAUUUUUGCUGAAUAGCUGACAAACCUCUGUAACUUUUAAGUAGGCUGGAUAGAUAUUAUUUAUUUUUAUACCAAGGUGUUUUGAAAGUAGAGAGUUUUGAGAAAGAGCAAAUCCUAGCUGUCAAAAUGCACAAAAGUAAACAUUAUGAAAGAAUUGCUGAAUCACUAAUGUAAAGCUGCUUGGUCUAUAGAGUAGGUGUUCUCGAAUCUUUAAAGAUUAACCUGUGAUCAUUACCUUUCCACUAUACUCUAUAUGUAUAUGUAUGUUUACUUUUUCUGAUAAAUGUUCUUUUGUCUUUCAAUUUUACAGACAAGAUAUUUAUGUAUAAUGCUCUGUGCAGUUCUUUUGACAUCUUAGUAAUUCAUCUUUCCAAUAUCAUAUUAGAAUUGGGAACAUUUCUGAAAAGAUAAUGAAACCAAAUAGGAGAUAAAAGAUGAGUUACAGACAUUGAAAAUAUUUCUUAUAAAUACCCAACAUUUAUAUUUUAAAAAGCAGGCAUCAAAAGAGUACAUAAAUGAUAUAUGACAUAAACUUUGUUAUAAAAAAACAAAUACAAAACGACAAAAAUAACCAUGAAUAGUUACAGAAAAAAGGGAUUAGAAGGAAAUAUACUAACAUUUGGCAGGGUUUACCUAAAACGGUAUGAUAGGAAAGUUUUUAUUUUAUUCUUUUUUCUUUCUGUGUUUUCUAAAAUCUUAAUGAGUAAUUAUAUUUAUAAUAAGGGAAAAUGUGUUUUUCAAGGAAAAAUAUUUCUCAUAUUUCUGCCUCAUAAAUAGCAUAUCCAGAUUUUAAACUGAUCUGGUUAAGAGUUUUGACUGUCUGCAACCUGUCUUCUAGCUUUACUGAAGCAGCAUAAAAAUUCUUAUGGUGACCCUAGGAAUGGGGAGGGCAGAUCUCAUUCUGUUUUAGUUGAAGUAACUAAAAUUAGGUAUGAAGCUUUCACAAGCAUUAGUUUGCCUGAACUAUUAACUCUUGUAUACUACAAAAAAACUAGUUAAGAUCAUCAGCUACAAUCACAUUUAAGUCCUUAUUUAAAAUUUUUGCUUUUGAUAUUUAUAAUCUAUAGCCUUUUACGAUGUGAAAUUUCUGGCAUUUUUGAUUAGCAGACCCUAGGAAGUUUGAAAAUGACACAAAUUAUCGACAGUUUUAAACCAUAUUUAGUAUUGUCUGUCUUACAUUUGAAUAACUUGAAAUUAAAAUACCUAAAAUAAGUUCAAGGUACUUUUAUUGUAUAGUAAUUUUAACAUUGUAAUGUUAAGAUGCUUAACAGCUGUAAUGAUUUUUUUGUUGCUUUGUCACCUAGAAUGGAAUAAAUAAAUGCUGAAAUAUUGGUGUCUUAAUCCGCUUGGCUUCCUAAAAAGGAAAUAAAAAUGGUAGAGCCAGAAGGAAAAUGAAUAGUUAAUCGUGGAGGAGGAGAAAACCUAGCCGAGUACUUUGACUAGAGGCAGCUGGGGAAGUGACGUCCGUAGCAUUUGCUGUUCUAGAAAGUACAGAGACACGUAGUGAAAAUGGGAGGAUCUAGAAGGAGGCCGUCUCCCGUGUAGUGUAUAUUUAUCUGUAAGUGAGCUGUUGGGGAAGGAAUUAAAUACGGAGACGCUGCCUGCUUGCCGCUUUAAGACAGCGAAGCUGAAUUGCUGAUUUGCUUUAACUUUUAAAAUACCCAGCUGGGUUUCUUUUUCUUAGAAUCAUUGUAUUGCUGAGACUGGGGACGCUGUUUUCUGUCACAAAGGGAAAUCUAAGUUCAUUUCAAGGCAUUCGAAAUGGGGAAAGACUAUUAUUGCAUUUUGGGAAUUGAAAAAGGAGCUUCAGAUGAAGAUAUUAAAAAGGCUUACCGAAAACAAGCCCUCAGAUUUCAUCCGGACAAGAACAAAUCUCCUCAGGCGGAGGAAAAAUUUAAAGAGGUCGCAGAAGCUUAUGAAGUAUUGAGUGAUCCUAAAAAGAGAGAAAUAUAUGAUCAGUUUGGGGAGGAAGGGUUGAAAGGAGGAGCAGGAGGUACUGAUGGACAAGGAGGUACCUUCCGGUACACCUUUCAUGGUGAUCCUCAUGCCACAUUUGCAGCAUUUUUUGGAGGUUCCAACCCCUUUGAAAUUUUCUUUGGAAGACGGAUGGGUGGUGGUAGAGAUUCUGAAGACAUGGAAGUAGAUGGGGAUCCUUUUAGCGCCUUUGGAUUCAACAUGAAUGGAUAUCCAAGAGACAGGAAUUCUGUGGGGCCAUCCCGCCUCAAACAAGAUCCUCCAGUUAUUCAUGAACUUAGAGUAUCACUGGAAGAAAUAUAUAGUGGUUGUACCAAACGAAUGAAGAUUUCUCGAAAAAGGUUAAACCCUGAUGGAAGAAGUUAUAGAACUGAGGACAAAAUUCUCACCAUUGAGAUUAAAAAAGGGUGGAAAGAAGGCACCAAAAUUACUUUUCCAAGAGAAGGAGAUGAAACACCAACUAGUAUUCCAGCAGACAUUGUUUUUAUCAUUAAAGAUAAAGAUCACCCAAAAUUCAAAAGGGAUGGAUCAAAUAUAAUUUAUACUGCUAAAAUUAGUUUACGGGAGGCAUUGUGUGGCUGCUCAGUUAAUGUUCCAACAAUGGAUGGAAGAACCAUACCCAUGUCAAUAAAUGAUAUUGUGAAACCUGGAAUGAGGCGAAGAAUUAUCGGAUAUGGGCUACCAUUUCCAAAAAAUCCUGACCAACGUGGUGACCUUCUAAUAGAAUUUGAGGUGUCCUUCCCAGAUACUAUAUCCUCAUCAUCCAAAGAAGUACUUAGGAAACAUCUUCCUGCCUCCUAGAAUGAAAAACUUUGUUACCCAUAUUUUGAUAAGGCACUGAAAAUAUAAAAGGACUGGCUGUUUACUGAUGUAGAUGUGAAUUCUGUAUAAAGACAUGUAAAUUAUUUUGAGGGUUCAUUAAAUUGCAUGAAUAGAGACGGGUCCUAUAAAUAGGCAAAAGGGAUUUUUACAGUUAAGAGAUGACGAAAAAACCAUGCACUGUAUUUUGUUUCAUUUUUCCCAAAUCAGAAAUUUUUAGUAUUUUGCUUACAUGUAAAGUUUGUUUUUGUGGAGUUCAUAGCUAUCUUUCUAAUAAAGUACUAGGCUAUCCAAGUACUGUAUUUCUUACAGCUUUACAGUAUCAGUAUGAUAGGUUCUCAUUUACAGUAGAAAUUUAAAUUCUUAACUAAACUAUACAUGUGAUAGGUAUUUCUAGAAAAUAAAAAGCCAAGUAACUUGGAAAUCUGGUUAACUAUAUUAAAAUCACCAUAUGAAAUGCUGCUAUAGGGCUGGUACCCAUAAAAGAUUAUCCAAAUACAUAUAUUUCACCGUUUUGAUUUUUAAGUAUGCUGUGGCAUUUCUUCAUUAACAUAGUUGUAAUGUUCCUAGGGCAGACCUUUUCUUCAUAAAAAGGAAAUUAAUGGUAAUUUAUCUCCUGUGGAAAUCCCAGUUGCCUGAAUUACUGAUGUUUUAGAAAUAGGUUGUUUUUAAAAUGCCAUAUAUGAUUUUAUGCAAGUUGACUAUAUAUCUUGGACUUAAUAAUAAAUUAUAGGUACAUUUUAUUGUCCACUAGUUAAUCUGUUUGAUAAUAAAUGCGUUUUUAGAGGAAAUAUUGUUACUUGGAAUUAAUUUUCCAGUUACACAAUCUUCUAUAACUUACUCAUAAUAUGCUAUAUAUGUACCAUAUGCAAUUUCCCUAAAAAGAAUGAACUACCACUACGGUGUUAAACCAAAAUAUGGGGAAAAUAAACACUAACUGCUGCUUAUGAAUGAUGUUGCUACUACUUGUUAUGCAUAUAAAUAUUUUACUUUUUCAUAUGUAUAGAUUGCAUUUCUUAGGUGUUUUAAUUUUUUAAAUAUAUUUACGUUUAAAAAAUUA